AGGGCGCAGAGCCGGGCCGAGCCGCCGCCGGCGCCACGCGAGUCCCGCAGCCGCCGCGCCCGGGCCAUGGGCCGGGGGCACUGAGGGCCGCCCGGGCGGAGCGCGGAGGUGGGACCGAGCCAGUGCCUUGCCCUCGCGCCGCGCCAACAUGCCCCGCGGCUUCCUGGUGAAGCGCAGCAAGAAGUCCACGCCCGUGUCUUACCGGGUCCGCUGCGGCGAGGACGGCGACCGAGCGCUGCUGCUCUCACAGGGCUGCGGGGGCGCCCGCGCCGAGCCCCCUGCGCCGAGCCCGGGGCCGGGGCCUCUGCCGCCGCCGCCGCCCCCAGAGCGCGCCCAUGCGGCGCUCGCCGCCGCGCUCGCCUGCGCGGGCCCGCGCCGCCCGCCGGGCCCGCGGGCCGCGCACUUCGGCAACCCCGAGGCCGCGCACCCCACGCCGCUCUACAGCCCCACGCGGCCCGUGAGCCGCGAGCACGAGAAGCACAAGUACUUCGAGCGCAGCUUCAACCUCGGCUCGCCGGUCUCGGCCGAGUCCUUCCCCACGCCCGCCGCGCUGCUCGGAGGGGGCGGCGGCGGCGGCGCGAACGGCGCGGGCGGCAGCGGCACCUGCGGCGGCGACGCGCUGCUCUUCGCGCCCGCCGAGCUCAAGAUGGGCACGGCGUUCUCGGCGGGCGCCGAGGCGGCCGCGGCCGGGCCUGGCCCGCUGCCCCCGCCGCCGCCUGCGCCCCCGGGCAAGCGGCCCGCGCCCCCUGCCGCCGCCGCCGCCGAGCCGCCGGCCAAAGCAGCCAAGGCCCCAGGCUCCAAGAAGCCCAAGGCCAUCCGCAAGCUGCACUUCGAGGACGAGGUGACCACGUCGCCGGUGCUCGGGCUGAAGAUCAAGGAGGGCCCGGUGGAGGCGCCGCGGGGCCGCGCGGGGGGCGCGGCGCGGCCGCUGGGCGAGUUCAUCUGCCAGCUGUGCAAGGAGGAGUACGCCGACCCGUUCGCGCUGGCGCAGCACAAGUGCUCGCGCAUCGUGCGCGUGGAGUACCGCUGCCCCGAGUGCGCCAAGGUCUUCAGCUGUCCGGCCAACCUGGCCUCGCACCGCCGCUGGCACAAACCGCGGCCCGCGCCCGCAGCCGCCCGUGCGCCGGAGCCCGAAGCUGCCGCCAGGGCAGAGGCGCGGGAGGCGACGGGAGGCGGCAGCGACCGGGACACGCCAAGCCCCGGCGGCGUAUCCGAGUCGGGUUCCGAGGACGGGCUCUACGAGUGCCACCACUGCGCCAAGAAGUUCCGCCGCCAGGCCUAUCUGCGCAAACACCUGCUGGCGCACCACCAGGCGCUGCAGGCAAAGGGCGUGCCGCCAGCGCCCCCGGCCGAGGACCUACUGGCCUUGUACCCUGGGCCCGACGAGAAGGCGCCCCAGGAGGCGGCCGGCGACGGCGAGGCGGCGGGCGUGCUGGGCCUGAAUGCGUCUGCCGAUUGCCACCUGUGCCCAGUAUGCGGGGAGACGUUCCCCAGCAAGGGCGCCCAGGAGCGCCACCUGCGCCUGCUGCACGCCGCCCAGGUGUUCCCCUGCAAGUACUGCCCGGCCACCUUCUACAGCUCGCCAGGCCUUACGCGGCACAUCAACAAGUGCCACCCGUCCGAAAACAGACAAGUGAUCCUCCUGCAGGUGCCCGUGCGCCCGGCCUGCUAGAGCGCGCCCUCCUCCCGCCCCCCGAACUGUGCCUUCGCUUGGAGACCCACAAAGAGAGCGCGCCCUGCAUGCCCCACCCCGCGUCCGCGCUGGGGGCGCCCCCCUGCCACCGGGUGAAAGUGUCGUCUCCGCUCCUCUCGGUGUGGCGUGACGGUAACCCCGAUCCUCUCGUUGUGACUCCUUUUGGAUCCCCCGUUUUUUGUUGUGUCCCCCCCAGUCCCCAUGGCGCAACAGGAGCCCAUCUCUUUCUGUACAAGGGGAGAAAAGCUGUACGCGUUUGUCUUGUGGUUGGAAGCCUCCCCUUGGAGGGGAAGGGCUGUUUUUCUUGCUAGUAUUCGCUGUGUUCAUGGUCUAGAAAUGCGGUUUGCUCUCGCCUACCAAUCUCUGCUCUCUAUGUAUGUAGCGUACGGGUUGUUUUGGGUGAAUCUUGAGGAAUAAAUGCCUUUAUAUUUCACAGGCUGUAAAUUGAACUUCCCACACGAUUAGCUUUAUUAUGGCUUGUGAACUGCUGGAGUCUGGCUUUACCUUUUUGUAUGUGAACAAAUCAAAUUGCUUAAAAAAGAGUUUUCUUUAGUAUAGCCACAAAUGCCUUGAACCGUUGUCUGUUUGGGAUUGUUUUUGGGGGGAGGGAAGGGAAUUUGCAGAAGAUGCUGUAGUAACUGCCUCAAUAUUUCACGUAAGACUUUUUUGUUUGAUCAUCUUUGUUGAGGUAGGACUAUAUGAGUUCCUUCUAAAUGUAUAUGUUGAUUUAUGAGUAAUUGUUAUUUAUUCUUUAUUUAUUUAUAUUAAUUAUGAAGAUUAUGAUAUUAUUUGAUUGCAGAUCUUUUUUUUUUUUUUUGGUGCGCUUUGCCCCCUUGCCACUCUUGACAUUUCACUGUGCAUUUUAGAAGAGAGCCUUUUUCUAAAGGGAUCUGCUAAAAGUUUUAACUUUUAUACCUGUCUGAGUGAAUUACAGGCAACCUACCAUUUUAUUCUGCUUGGAAGGGUCCUUGAGGCCCUUGUACAACCGACAGCUCUUACUUUUAAAUGCAAUCUCUUUUCUACAUACAUUAUUUUCUUAAUUGUUAGCUAUUUAUAGAAAGCUUCAAUAGAACUGUUUCAACUGUAUAACUAUUUACUAUUCAAAUAAAAUAUUUUCAAAGUCAAA
Molecule: messenger RNA, 2819 nt
Organism: Microcebus murinus (gray mouse lemur)
Lineage: Eukaryota; Metazoa; Chordata; Mammalia; Primates; Cheirogaleidae
Gene: INSM1
Product: INSM transcriptional repressor 1
Biological process (GO): regulation of cell cycle process; neuron differentiation; negative regulation of transcription by RNA polymerase II
Cellular component (GO): transcription repressor complex; nucleus
Molecular function (GO): DNA-binding transcription repressor activity, RNA polymerase II-specific; RNA polymerase II cis-regulatory region sequence-specific DNA binding
Source: RefSeq, a predicted model, not a curated record